Carcharodon carcharias (great white shark) is the source of this 582-nucleotide messenger RNA. RefSeq names its product LIM domain transcription factor LMO4.1-like. The record is from RefSeq and is a predicted model, not a curated record. NCBI's taxonomy places the organism in Eukaryota, Metazoa, Chordata, Chondrichthyes, Lamniformes, Lamnidae. The coding region runs from base 1 to 582 and encodes 193 amino acids. The transcript has 4 exons.
AUGGUGAACAGUCAAAGUUGUGGAUCAGCAGGUGGUCCAUCAAGUGGAAGCAGCUCAGCUCUCAGGACGUGUGCAGGAUGUGGGCUGAAGAUACUGGAGCGUUUCCUUCUUUACUCGAUGGAGCGCUAUUGGCACACUCCAUGCCUCAAAUGCUCAUGCUGCCAAGUCCAGCUGGCAGAGAUUGGCACUUCCUGCUACACCAAAAGUGGAAUGAUCCUUUGCAGAAAUGACUACAUCAGGUUGUUUGGAAAUGGCGGGGCUUGUCGGGCUUGUGGUCGGUCCAUCCCAUCAACAGAGCUGGUGAUGAGGGCUCGGGACAAUGUUUACCAUCUUGAGUGCUUUUCCUGUGCUACCUGCAGAAACAAGCUGGUGCCAGGUGACAGCUUCCGCUUCAUUGAUGGAACAAUCUUCUGUGAGCAGCACCAGCCUCCUGCCCGGCCUAGUGGGCCAGUCAACCCUCGGCUCCCAGACCACAAGGGAAAAAUAUUAGAGAAACUUAAGGGACUAAAAGACAUCAAAUUUGCAAGACCUGACCUGAUAGCCUACAUCCUCGGGUCUGAAAAGAGGAAGCUCCAGGAAUAG